Echinops telfairi (small Madagascar hedgehog) is the source of this 1234-nucleotide messenger RNA. It is a transcript of the gene MIS18A, whose product is annotated as MIS18 kinetochore protein A. Gene Ontology annotation, cellular component: chromatin; nucleus; chromosome, centromeric region. The coding region runs from base 34 to 375 and encodes 113 amino acids. The transcript is spliced from 4 exons. Gene Ontology annotation, biological process: chromosome segregation; CENP-A containing chromatin assembly. The record is from RefSeq and is a predicted model, not a curated record. Lineage: Eukaryota; Metazoa; Chordata; Mammalia; Afrosoricida; Tenrecidae.
UCUUUCUUUCUAGACGUUUCCUGUAAUGUUUCCAUGGACAAGGAACAGAAGCUAUCUAAACGUAAAAAUGAAGACGGUUGCAUCCUGGAGACCCUAUACUGCACGGGGUGCUCGCUCCAGCUGGGCUACAUCUACAGGUGCACCCCCAAGGACCUGGAUUUCAAGAGAGACCUGUUUUGCCUCAGUGCCAAGGCCAUUGAGAGUUAUAUUUUAGGGUCUUCUGAAAAGCAGCUUGUAUCAGAAGAUAAAGAGCUUUUUAAUCUCGAAAGCAGAGUUGAGAUGGAAAAUUCUUUGAAACAGAUGAAAGAUGUUUUGGAAGCAUUACAAAUGCAGCUGAUGAAGGUUGAAUCAAAAUUGUUCUCUCCCAAAAUUUGAAAUCUCCUCCAUGACCUCGUCUGGACCCCUCCCCCGCCGCUGCCACAGGGACGAUUCCAUCACCCGUAACAGUCCUGCUACCCUUUCACUUCACAGAGAACUGAAGGACUGCUAAGUGACCACGCACCUGGUAUUCUUUUGUUAACGGUCACGUGAGAAGAAUUGUAGAAUGUUUUAGAGCUACGUUUGAUGGUAAAGAGGUGCUUGUUUCCAAAUUGGAAUUUUGAAGCCAUUUUAUGAUAUCGGCUAGAAUGAGAAAUUAAGAGUUUAUUUUGCCUACCAACUCAUGAUUUUCUGUACUAUUUUUUUCUAUCAAACUGAUUCUUCUUCCUUUUUUUUUAAAACCUACGCUUCGUUUAAUAUGUUGGACGGUAUUUAAUAUUUAACAGUGAGAACAUCUUGGGUUUUUUUCCACCCAAGCUGUGGUUAGAUUCUCUCUGAAAACUAAUGUGUAAAGUUCUCUUGAGACCCAGUGGUUGGAGUACUCACUCUUCAGAACUGUUUGAAAGCUUAUACAAGGGCAGAAUAACUUGGACCGUAUAGACUUGCGUAUAAACCGACCUGAAUAUCAACCGAGGCAUCUAAUUUUUCCACAAAACUGCAUUAAAAAUGUGCUGAAAAACUCGUCUUAUACUCGAGUAUAUACAGUAUGUGUAGAUCUACUUAAUCCUGCUUGCUUUUUUAUUUACCAGUGUAUGCUUAAAAAAAUCUAAGACUUUUACUAAGGGGAGUAGUCAUCUCAGCCUGGGAUACUGGGGGAAACCUCAGUCUUUCAGUUUUCUCGUAUGUAUACAUUUUAUCCAAACGUUUUAUAUUUGUAACCAGGAAGAGAAUAAAGGCUAAGCUUGAUGUUCACAAA